Neospora caninum is the source of this 2820-nucleotide messenger RNA. RefSeq lists its product as hypothetical. Gene Ontology annotation, cellular component: cytoplasm. Gene Ontology annotation, biological process: proteolysis. Lineage: Eukaryota; Apicomplexa; Conoidasida; Eucoccidiorida; Sarcocystidae. The record is from RefSeq and is a predicted model, not a curated record. Gene Ontology annotation, molecular function: aminopeptidase activity; metallopeptidase activity; zinc ion binding. The transcript has 11 exons. Bases 1 to 2820 code for a protein of 939 amino acids.
AUGGGAAAGGCCGCGACAGCCGAGGCUGCGCCUGUGGGCGUCAGUGGAUCCACAACCACCACGGAAACGGAGAAACAGGCGGAGCAAAACCAUAUGGUUCUGAAACCCGCCAAGCAACCUGUCGAAAAACACCGCCUCGACUACAAGCCUCCCGAGUUCUUCAUCGACUUCGUGGACCUCGACUUCGAUCUCUAUGAGGACAAAACAAAGGUGACAUCCAUCCUGACGAUUCAUCGUCGUCCUCAAACGCCUCCUACUGAUCUCGUCCUCGAUGGCGAGGACCUCGAUCUCGAGUCUGUCGAACUGGACGGCGCUGCGCUGUCCCUGCGUUCCGCGGAGACACAGAAGGCGAAUCAAAAGGCGGUCUACUCUCUCGACGUGGACGGCCGCCUGGUGAUUCCAGCGGACCUCCUCCCUGAAGACGCCGAGAAGAAAUUCAAACUCAAAACCGUCGUCUACGUGAACCCGAAGGAAAACCUCCAGCUCAUGGGUCUGUACAAAUCCGGUGCUCUCCUCGUCACUCAGUGCGAGGCUGAAGGCUUCCGCCGUAUCACCUACUUCCUCGAUCGCCCGGACGUCAUGUCCCUCUUCAAGGUUCGCUUGGCUGCUGACGAGAAGACGAGCCCUGUUCUGCUGAGCAACGGAAAUCUUGUGCAGUCGGGGAAAGUCGAGGGCGAAGAAGGCCGACACUUUGCCGUCUUCGAGGACCCGUUCCACAAACCGUGCUACCUCUUUGCUCUCGUUGCGGGAGACCUCAAGUCCAUCGGCGACACCUUCACCACCAUGAGUGGAAGAAAGGUGCAAGUGUCGAUUUUUUCGGAGCCUGAAGACAGCAGCAAGCUGACUUGGGCGCUGGAGAGCGUGAUGAAGUCGAUGAAGUGGGACGAGGACCGUUUUGGUCGGGAAUACGAUCUGGACGUUUUCAACGUGGUUUGUGCAAAAGACUUCAACAUGGGUGCCAUGGAAAACAAGGGCUUGAACAUUUUCAACGCUGCGCUCCUCCUCGCCGACCCCGCAACCACAACAGAUGCGGAGUACCAGCGCAUUUUGAAUGUCAUCGGCCAUGAGUACUUCCACAACUGGACCGGCAAUCGCGUGACGUGCCGCGACUGGUUCCAGCUUACUUUGAAGGAGGGCUUGACCGUGUUCCGCGACCAGCUUUUCACCGCCGACAUGUGCUCCGCUGCCGUCAAGCGGAUCGAAGACGUCAUUUUUCUCCGCAGCAGGCAAUUUGCGGAAGACAGCGGCCCGAUGGCGCACCCCAUUCGGCCGGAAACGUACAUCGCCAUGGACAACUUUUAUACGGCGACCGUCUACGACAAGGGUGCAGAAGUGAUUCGCAUGUAUCACACGUUGUUGGGUGAGGCGGGUUUCCGCAAAGGCAUGGAUUUGUACUUUUCACGGCACGACGGCCAGGCGGUGACUUGCGACGACUUCCGCGCCGCCAUGGCAGACGCGAACAACAAAGAUUUGACCCAGUUUGAAAGGUGGUACUUGCAAGCUGGGACGCCUGAAGUGGAAGUUGUGGAAGCUGCGUUUCAACCCGAGACGAAAAAGUACAAAUUGACCCUCAAGCAGCACACACCGCCGACGCCAGGACAGAAGGAGAAGAAGCCUUUCCACAUUCCCAUCAAAAUCGGACUCAUUGGGAAAAACAGCAAAACCGACCUCCUCAAACCUGCCACAAUGGUGUUGGAGCUGACGGAGGCUGAACAGGCGUUUGAGAUCGCCGUUUCGGAGGACUGCGUGUUGUCUUUCUUGCGGGAUUUCUCGGCCCCAGUCAAAGUGGUGCACCGGCAGACGGACGAGGAGAUCGCGUUCCUCAUGGCGCACGACUCGGACGACUUUUCCAAGUGGCAAGCGGCGCACACGCUCGCCUCUCGCCUGCUGAAGCAGCGCGCAGAGCAGUGGCGAGAAACGCAAGGGGAGAACGUCAGCUUCGAGCCGCUGCCCCAGACCUACGUCGAGGCCUUCAAGCAAACUCUGCUGGACACAGGAAGAGACAGGUCGAUCCAGGCGUACACACUGCGUCUCCCAGAUCGCGAUGGCGUCGCACAAGACAUGGAUCCGAUUGAUCCAGAAGCGCUGAAGGAGGCGACGGAGUCGGUUCGCCGAGAGGUCGGGCGACUCUUGAAGACCGAGCUCCUGAACGUCUAUGCGAGCUUGUCUGCUCCGGAAACGGAAACUCAAGAGAGCCGCGACCAGUCCGAAGUGGCCAGACGUCGCUUGCGCAACGUUGUCCUCUACUUUUUGACUGGCGAAAAAGACAAGCAGGCGGCAGAGAUUGCGAUGAAGCACUUCAAAUCUGCUAAGGGCAUGACGGAGAAAUACGCCGCUCUUUCCAUUCUUUCCGACAUCGAGGGACGUGAGCGUACAGCUGCUCUCGAACAGUUCUACAACGACGCAAAGGGAGACGCCCUGGUGCUGGACAAGUGGUUUGCGGUGCAAGCCUUGUCCGACGUGCCGAACGUGACGGCGACGGUGAAGGCUCUGCAGAAGCAUGCCGACUUCACCGCGAAGAACCCGAAUAGGCUCCGCGCGCUCAUUUUCUCCUUCACGCGCAACCCGCAAUUCCACAACAAGGACGGGGCCGGGUACGCGCUCCUCGCCGACUCUGUUCUGGAAGUGGACCGGUUCAACCCGCAGAUCGCAGCUCGCGGGGCGGGCGCGUUCCUCCAGUGGAAGAAAUACGGCAAGACGCGACAGGGCGAGAUGCUCAAGCAGCUGAGAAGAAUAGCACGCACUCCAGGCCUAUCGCCUGAUACACUCGAGAUCGUGCAAAAGGCACUCGCGGGUGCGCCUGCGGAAACGACGGCGUGA